Molecule: messenger RNA, 564 nt
Organism: Phaedon cochleariae (mustard beetle)
Lineage: Eukaryota; Metazoa; Arthropoda; Insecta; Coleoptera; Chrysomelidae
Source: the annotation of a GenBank genome assembly
AUGGCGGAAGAAACGCUGAAGUCAGGUAUCCUCACGAACUUGUUCUUCGAAAUAAUCCAGAGCCCAGUGAACAUCGCCCUAGUGCUCCUGAUAGUGUUCCUAGUUUACAAAAUAAUCAAGAGUAGACAAAACGAUUUCGCUGUGCCUCCGCCGGCACCUCAACUUCCGAAAUUGAAGAAAAGGGAUUUUACCGUAGAAGAACUGAAACAAUAUGAUGGUACUCAAGAAGAUGGUAGGGUGCUGGUGGCUGUAAAUGGGAAAGUAUAUGAUGUGACAAAAGGAAAACGGUUUUAUGGACCAGGGGGGCCAUAUGCAGCUUUUGGAGGUAAAGAUGCAUCCAGGGGCUUGGCUACUUUCAAUGUAUCAGCCUCUGGUGAAAAGUAUGAUGAUCUGAGUGAUCUGAGCACUGUGGAAAUGGAUUCAGUGAGAGAAUGGGAAUCACAGUUCCAAGAGAAAUAUGACUUCAUUGGAAGAUUGUUGAAACCUGGUGAACAACCUACCAAUUAUUCUGAUGAAGAGGAUGAACCUUCAAGCUCUACAGCAGAAAAACCCAAAGAUGAAUAA